This is a messenger RNA of Hyposmocoma kahamanoa, 1129 nucleotides long. RefSeq lists its product as uncharacterized. The record is from RefSeq and is a predicted model, not a curated record. The transcript has a single exon. Bases 255 to 701 code for a protein of 148 amino acids. Lineage: Eukaryota; Metazoa; Arthropoda; Insecta; Lepidoptera; Cosmopterigidae.
GUCGUUUAUAUACGCGCGCGCACGAUUUCGGUUCACCCGUUUGUGAUGUAAACUAUUUUUAUAAUUAACCUCACUUCUUUCACUCGGAAGGUGAUUCAUUUUUGCAGUUGAUCAUUUUGUCGAAUUAAGCUAUUUUGUGCAAGUUUUUUUGGAAAACAAUAACCAUUUGAAGCGUUUUGUAACUUCAUUAAUUUGUGAAAUCGAUAAGGAACAUGGAAACAUCGGAGAGGUCAUGAAGUGACAGUAAACAUAAAAUGAGUAAUUGUUUUGUCGCCUGCGACUGCAGUGAGGUCUCACAGGCCGACUUCGACCGCUAUACGGACAAAGUGGAAAAUGUCCUUAACGACGAAAGAGGGAGAAGUUUGUUUAUGAAUUACAUGUAUACUUGUAAAAUGAGGGCUGGUCGAAGAGUACUCGAUUUUUGGGAGCGUGUUGACAGGCUACUAACUCAUAAGAGUAGUCCAGGAGGUGGCUCACCUCGUAAUUACAAUAGAGAGGUAAAGAAACUACUGGCCGAAGCAGAAAGGAUAGACGAAUUCGACUUAGCUACUAUGGAAAGAUUGGACACUUUAGCUCAGGAACCAGGAAGUAGCAAAGAUCAAAUUGAUGAAGUUCUUAAAAUAUUGAAAGUGGAAUCUGCUCAUAUUCUUAGGCGAGAGUACGAUGCAUUUAGAAAACAUUUUGUACCACGUCGUAAUUAGAAAAAUCUACCAAUUACGCUUCAGAAGACUUGUGCCUUGGAUUUGGAUGCAUUUUUAAAUUUCGCGCCUUAAAAUAAGAAUUCAAUAAGUUGAGGGAUUUUUGUGCUUGUGUAAAUGAAAAAACAAGAAUUUGUUUUUUUACCAUAAAAAACAAUAAAGAAUAGACUGCACCAAAGCGUAAAACAUUUAUAUUUAGUUUUAUCUUGUAUUUAUCUUUACAUACAGUAUGUUUGUACAAGUUGUAAACCUAAGUGUCGCCAGAGAUUACCUCAUGUGACGAGAUAUUAAAACUUUGAACUGAUAUUAAAACAAAGUAUGAACAUUGUGGGCUGAAAACUCCUUAAAUUGUCUGAAUUAUUGCUUGGCCAGACUAAGUUGUACACCCUCUAAGGAGCAUUUAAAUGUUAAGAGUACAGCUACUACUUCAA